CUUUAGCAAUCUUAUUAAAUCGUGCGCUGAGUAAGGAGUGUGAUUUGAAAGUCCGUGAGUAAAACGUUCUACUAGCCACCGGAUUCGUUCCGAGUCCCAGUUGCAUUUCUCAGAAUUAAAAGUGUCACCUUCUGUGCCAGUGUGUAUAAAGGUUGACGACUCGGUUCCACAAACAAAAGGAAACGCCGUUCUUCCCAACCGUCUGUCCAAUAUUUGUGAGUGGUUCCGGGAGUGUGACCAGAAAUCAGUAAAAAUGAUGAAAUCGAUUUUCUUCGGCGUCGUUGCCCUGAUGUUUGCCGUGGUUGUCAUGCAGCCGGAGCAAGUCUCGGUGCAUGCGGCAGAUCCAAAUUCCGCACCAGCUGGAAGCGAAGUUUGGAACUACGUGCACAAAAACUGUUCAUCUAAAUUGCACGACCAGAUCAACAUGGAAUUCGGAGCCUCACUGUUUUACCUGCAGUAUGCUGCUUAUUUCGCCCAGUAUAAAGUCAACUUGCCCGGAUUCGAGAAAUUCUUCUUCAAUGCCGCCUCCGAGGAACGUGAACAUGGCAUCAAGCUGAUCGACUACGCUCUGAUGCGCGGUCUGGCACCAAUCAACGAUAAAUUCAAUCUUGCCGCAGAUUAUGCCUUAGAUAACGCCCUGCUGGCUGAAGAGGGUGGAUCGAUGGCUCUUAUUGCGCUGGAAAAAGCCCUUGCCAAGGAACAGCAAGUCACCAAGAGCAUUCGCGAACUUAUCAAGAUUUGCGAAGGAGACUUGAACGACUAUCAUCUGGUGGAUUAUCUGACUGGCGAAUUCCUGGAGGAACAGCAUGAGGGUCAGCGUGAUCUGGCUGGAAAGAUCGCAAUGUUGAAGAAGAUGCUGGUCACAAACCCUCAUCUCGGAGCCUACAUUUUCGAUAAACAGAAUAUGUAAAUCAAUAAACAUCGUCUGCUCCAACAAUAUCUCUGUAGUUUAGGGGCUGACAUAAAGUUUCGAUAAAUUCCUGGAUCGGUCGAACCACUUAUAAAUUCCAAUGUUAUUUCCGUGAGCGAGGGUGUGUCGAGAGAUAGCGGCAAACGUAUUUGUAUUGUGAUACAUUUCAUGAAAGGUGGUGCAUUCAUUGACCUGAGAAGAGAAGUCAAAGGAUUCGUAUACUGUUGAUUUGACGAGUAAAUAAAGAUGUUUGGGAGAUAACUCUUAAUUCUCA
Anopheles darlingi is the source of this 1184-nucleotide messenger RNA. It is a transcript of the gene Fer1HCH, whose product is annotated as ferritin subunit. The record is from RefSeq and is a predicted model, not a curated record. The transcript has 4 exons. Gene Ontology annotation, molecular function: ferrous iron binding; ferric iron binding. Bases 254 to 910 code for a protein of 218 amino acids. Gene Ontology annotation, biological process: iron ion transport; intracellular iron ion homeostasis. Gene Ontology annotation, cellular component: cytoplasm. Lineage: Eukaryota; Metazoa; Arthropoda; Insecta; Diptera; Culicidae.